CGUCUCAACAUGGAACCUUCACAACCCAAGUUAGACGCAAUUUACACCAAGGGGAGAUUCGACGGCCACGUUGCCGUAGUGACCGGGGGAGCGUCUGGCAUAGGUAGAGCGUGUGUUAAACGACUUGCGAGUGACGGGGCAAUUGUGGCAUUUCUAGACGUCAAUCGCGAUGCGGGGGAACAGCUCGAGGCAGAGUUAAAGAGGGUGGGGUCUGACGCCAUAUAUUACCACGUCGAUGUCGCUGACAGAGAUGCGUGUUUCCAUGCAGGGGAUGACAUUGCCAGCAAACAUGGCGGCUGCAUCAACUAUUUGGUCAACUGUGCUGCAACGUUCCUAUUUAAAGGUUUGGAUGCCACGCCGUCCGACUGGAGGAAGGCUCUGAGCAUCAACGUGGAAGGAUACUCCAACAUGGUUCAGGCUUGUGUUCCUCACUUGAAAAAAGCCAAAGUAGGCAUACGGGCCAUCGUCAACAUGGCCAGUGUUUCCAGUCACCUAGCCCAGACUGACCGCUGGACCUACAGUGCCUCCAAAGCCGCUGUCCUUCAGAUGACCAGGUGUAUGGCACUGGACCUUGCCAAAGACGGAAUACGAGUGAACUCGAUAACACCCGGGUCGAUAAAAACGCCUGCGCUGGUGGCAUUUUCGAGAAUAGAUCCUGGCUUAGAUGAGUGGUUAAAAUGUUGCCAUAUGCUGAAUCGCAACGGCGAACCUUCAGAAGUUGCCGCAGCCGUUGCCUUCCUCUGCAGCAGAGACGCUUCCUUCAUCACCGGCUCCGAUCUCCCGGUAGAUGGCGGUUAUGCUGCGAUCGGACCCGAACGACACGGAAGAAACGGCCCACAGUUCGAAGGCGUCAUACCAGAGUAAAAAGUAAUGAGGGAAAUAGUGCACCGUGAGCGUACGUAUAUGAACUUCAUUCUCCAGAGGACCUAAAUUGCGUCACAGUCCUUUGGGUUGAAUUUAUGUCGCAGUCUCAGAUCGUUGCCGUGUCAAAAUGGAAUUGUAGCUUGUCUUAAGUCAUCUCUGCCUUGAAAGGAUAACAACUCUUCGUAUGGGAUCCAUAAUUUACAACGCACACGUUGUAAACAAUAAAUAAAUAAUAAAUUAUAUUUAACAACCAAAA
Messenger RNA from Lingula anatina, 1120 nucleotides. RefSeq lists its product as uncharacterized. The record is from RefSeq and is a predicted model, not a curated record. Gene Ontology annotation, molecular function: oxidoreductase activity. NCBI's taxonomy places the organism in Eukaryota, Metazoa, Brachiopoda, Lingulata, Lingulida, Lingulidae.